AAAAAAAAAAAAAUAUGUUCAUAACGUGAAUGAGAUCAGAAAGAAGAGGAUCAUACGGAUACGACGAAAGAUCAACAAAUGAAAAUUCUAUACAUCGAGCCAAAACUAUAAGCGACGAAGCUGAGCUAUGGCAUAAAUGGUUGUGCUCACACAUAAACCUUUUUAUACGAAUGGCAUCACGUUUGAAAGAAAUCGAAGAGGAAUAUAUAUCGGAACUAAAGAAAUUGCAACCCGAGAUGAUCGAAGAAAUACGAAGGAUUUUCGCAUACGAGGAGGACGCCAUUGCCGACGACGGAAUCGAGUAUCCGGAAGGAGUUGAGGAUUUUUACGACAUCGAACAAGUGCUCGCAGACAUCGUAAGCGGUAAGGAAAAGUCAGUCGAGAAGAAAGAUGAAGGAGAAGAACGUGCACUCGAGGAAAUCGUGGAGGAGGACGAGGAAAAAGAAGAAAUGGUGAAUGAGAAGAUAGUGAACGAAACUGAGGAAGAGGAGGAGAAAGAGGAGGCGGAGGAGGCGGAGGAGAAGGAGGAGGAGGAUGAGGAGGGGAAGGAACGUAUGGGUGGAGGUGCAGACCAACCGGAGGAGACUACCAACGAAGAAGAUUCUACUGCUGUUAUCUCGGAAAUGGAGGAAGAGAGGGUGGAGGAGAUUGAAGAAAAGGAGGAGGAAAAGGAAGAGAAAAAAGAAAACGAUGAAAUCGUCGAAAAGAAGGAUAAGGAUGAGAUAGUCGAUGAUGAUACGUCCGAGUAUCUGAAAGAGUGGCCCUUGGGAAUACAAUGGGAACCCUUUGGAAUUCAGAAAGAAAAGGAUCGUACGGAUAUUAUCGAAGCGAUCAAAGAGAUCGUAGGUAGAACGAUCAUGUCUACGGCAAAAUUACGUGGUAUCUUGAAGGAUGAAAACCCGGAGGCAAGUUUAAAACGGUGUUUGAACAAUUCGAAGGGUAGAGCUAAACGGAACUCUUGUUUUUCACCUCCUAUAAAACCUGCUCAAAUGAUGGCUCUUUCGAAACGAAUCGGCACGGAAGAGUUUUUGAAAGAGAUGGCACGUGCUGAGGAGGACAUACCGUAUUUUUUCUAUCGAAAAAUUGACCCGGACAUUGAGAUAGCAAUCAAGCACGAUGACGAGGAGGUUAUCCCAUUGGAUCCUGACAAUGAAGUUAUCUUUGUUCGCUUUUCUUCAUUCGCUGUUCCGAUGCAACGAACAUCGAGGACAAAGCAACGACGUGAGAUCGAGUUACGACCUCUUUUAUCCGAAAUGCACAUACAAACAUUUUUGCUUUCGCUAGAACUGGCACACGGGGAACAAUGA
Messenger RNA from Vespa crabro (European hornet), 1307 nucleotides. Its product is annotated as golgin subfamily A member 6-like protein 6. The transcript has 10 exons. Lineage: Eukaryota; Metazoa; Arthropoda; Insecta; Hymenoptera; Vespidae. The record is from RefSeq and is a predicted model, not a curated record. Bases 30 to 1307 code for a protein of 425 amino acids.